Equus quagga is the source of this 10215-nucleotide messenger RNA. RefSeq names its product nectin cell adhesion molecule 3 (gene NECTIN3). Gene Ontology annotation, biological process: homophilic cell-cell adhesion; heterophilic cell-cell adhesion; symbiont entry into host cell. Bases 409 to 1944 code for a protein of 511 amino acids. The record is from RefSeq and is a predicted model, not a curated record. The transcript has 9 exons. Gene Ontology annotation, cellular component: adherens junction; apical junction complex. Lineage: Eukaryota; Metazoa; Chordata; Mammalia; Perissodactyla; Equidae.
GGAGCAGGGAGUUGCGCGGGGAGGGCGGGCGAGUCCCGGCGCCCGCUCGGAGGGUCGGCUGCCUCUCCCCCUCCCGCGCGGGCCGGGGUGGUGCGUUCCGAGUUCCCAGGAGUUCGAGGCGGGCGGGUGCCGGGGGGAGGGGAGUGGUGGCGGUGGCGGCGGCGGGCGGCUCCCGCCUCAGCCUCGGCAGUGGCGUCGGCGGCGGCGGAGUCGAGGCAGCCGCGAGUGCUCGGCUGAGAGGCAGCCGGCGGCGACGGCUCGAGAACUGGGAGUUGAGGGCGCGCGCGCCGGACCUUCCGCCGCCGCCGCGCUGCGGCCGCUUCUGCCGCCGCCCAGAGCCUGAGGCGCGGGGGCCGGCGGAGCCGGGGGAGCCGGGGGCGGGCGAGCGGGCCGGGGGGAGGGUGGGGGAUGGCGCGGACCCCGGGGCCGGCUCCGCUGUGGCCCGGAGGCGGCAAAGCCCAACUUUCCUCCGCCGCUCCCCCCGGGUCCGGGCUCCUGCUGCCGCCCCCGACGCCGCCGCCGCUGCUGCUGCUGCUCUUCCCGCUGCUGCUCGUCUCCCGGCUCUGUGGUGCCUUAGCUGGACCAAUUAUUGUGGAGCCACAUGUUACAGCAGUGUGGGGAAAGAAUGUUUCAUUGAAGUGUUUAAUUGAAGUAAAUGAGACUAUAACGCAAAUUUCAUGGGAGAAGAUACAUGGCAAAAGUUCACAGACUGUUGCAGUUCAUCAUCCUCAAUAUGGAUUCUCUGUUCAAGGAGAGUAUCAGGGAAGAGUCUUGUUUAAAAACUAUUCACUUAAUGAUGCAACAAUUACUCUACAUAACAUAGGAUUCUCUGAUUCUGGAAAAUACAUAUGCAAAGCUGUUACAUUCCCCCUUGGAAAUGCUCAGUCCUCUACAGUUGUAACUGUGUUAGUUGAACCCACUGUGAGCCUGAUAAAAGGGCCAGAUUCUUUAAUUGAUGGAGGAAACGAAACAGUAGCAGCCAUUUGUAUCGCAGCCACUGGAAAACCAGUUGCACAUAUUGACUGGGAAGGUGACCUUGGUGAAAUGGAAUCCACUACAACUUCUUUUCCAAAUGAAACAGCAACAGUUGUCAGCCAAUACAAGCUGUUUCCAACCAGAUUUGCUAGAGGAAGACGAAUUACUUGUGUUGUAAAACAUCCAGCCUUGGAAAAGGACAUCCGAUAUUCUUUCACAUUAGAUAUACAGUAUGCUCCUGAGGUUUCAGUAACAGGCUAUGAUGGAAAUUGGUUUGUAGGAAGAAAAGGUGUUAAUCUCAAGUGUAAUGCUGAUGCAAAUCCACCACCCUUCAAAUCUGUGUGGAGCAGGUUGGAUGGACAGUGGCCUGAUGGUUUAUUGGCUUCAGACAAUACUCUUCAUUUUGUCCAUCCACUGACUUUCAAUUAUUCCGGUGUUUAUGUCUGUAAAGUGACCAACUCUCUUGGUCAAAGAAGUGAUCAAAAGGUCAUCUACAUUUCAGAUGUUCCAUUUAAGCAGACAUCUUCCAUAGCCGUAGCUGGAGCUGUAAUUGGAGCUGUCCUUGCCCUUUUCAUCAUUGCUAUCUUUGUGACUGUGCUGCUGACUCCUCGAAAAAAGAGGCCAUCCUAUCUUGACAAAGUGAUCGACCUUCCACCCACACAUAAACCACCUGCUAUGUAUGAAGAACGAUCCCCCACUUUGCCUCAAAAAGACCUUCUAUAUCAGACCGAACACGUGCCUUUGCAGACUCAGUUCAAAGAAAGAGAGGUUGGCGGCCUCCAGCACACUAAUGGACACAAUAGCAGGAGAUUUGACUACGAAGCCGAGAAUCCAGUGGGGGCAGACGGGAUUCAGCAGAUGUACCCCCUUUACAGUCAGAUGUGCCACCGUGACCGGAGCCCCGACAGCUGUCAUCAGAGCAGCGGCCCUGAGAGAGUCUACAUCAACCCACGGGAACAUUACGUGUGAUUGUCCUCUUUUGUCCAGUGGGUGUUCUGACAAAUGUUUAUUCUUAGACUGGGGAGAGAAACUGAGGCCAAUAAUUAUUAUUUUAUUCUCUCUCAUAUAAAACCAUCUCAGUCCAAGUGUAUUGGAAGUCGUGAUGAGUGACUUGGAGCCAAUAGCGAAUUUCUUUCCUUCAUUAAGAGUUUCUUAACUGCCAGCUGUGUUUGUGAACUUGGCUAUAGCUUUGUGUGUUUCUGUGACGGUGGUGUUUAACUACUAACGUUUGGCCUACAAUGGCAUGUUCAUUUAAAAGCAGAGCAUCUGCCUGUGAUGACAGCAGUGAUUCUCCAGAAAGAAAGGCCCCAGCUGGGAGUAUUGACCUCACUGGGUCUCAGGCAGGCCAGCCUGUUCAUCUGUAACUCAAACGGCCAAAAAAGCACUUCAAAAUCCAUUUAACUGAUUAUUUAGUUGGGAUUUGGUUUUCCCUGACGUGCUUAAUACAGCUGUAAUACCUGUGUACAAACAAGAGGCCUGAGGAAAGAGGCAAAAUUGGUUCUAUAUCCAAAAACUCCCAACAACACAAGGCAAUUUAAAACUUGAAGCCUGUUGGUUGCUUUUAGACUCUUGUGAUAUUGUAAUAUAUAUUCCUUCUUGAUCACUAAGUUCCUAAGGGACACCUAUUUCUUGCUGUUAUCUGCCUUGUCUUGAUUAGCUGUGUGCUAACCAGGGUUCUUCCCUUGCUCUGUAUUGUUCCCACAGCUCUGUUCUUUACUAGCCAGAUGAGCCUAUUUCCCACCUAUUAAAUUCUAAAAGCCCUGUCUAGAUGGCAGCCAACCUUGAACCUGUCCUUCUUUUCUGUAGUAUUGUAUAUGACAAGCUCAGCUUUCACUACUGACAUUUCCUUCAAAUUAAUCCUACCCACACAGGCUUUAGCUACCCUCUGCAUUCUUCAGACUACUUAUUGUCCGUGUUUUAUCUACCUCAGAAAAGCCUGCUGGAAAAUCACCAUGAAAUAACUCCUACUCUUAAAAGCUAGGUGGAAAAUUUGAAAACUUAAAAAAAAAGCCCCUUCAGUAUGACAUGUGUACUAAACCUAGGUGUUGUCCCUUAUCUCUCUUCCCCUCCUGUGCCUGGUCACCCACAAGAGUCAGGAGGCGCUAAAAAACAAGUAAUAUAGUGACUGACUUACUAGUGUGUCCUGCUGUACUCUGGUGCCCGCCAACGUCUGCCUUGACUUUUCUCACUUCCCUUUCCAGCUUUUCCUCAGAGACUGAAGGUACUAAUUAUAGUGGGGUGAGCGGGGGGCUGGGGGGGGGAAAGGUACUCGUGCAAAUGUCGAUCACCCUCCCUCACUUCUUAGGAAAGGUGUUGUUUUACUGCGUGUUCUGGAAGAUUAGAGGUAUAUCACAGGCAUAAAAAACACUACAGGCUUGUCAUAUGUUAGGAAAGAGUGACAUGAGCACUAAAAUAAAAUAGUACACAUUUCCAACCUAAGCUUCAAGGGAACAGGAAAAUAUUAAUAUGAUUUCUAAUAAGAUACCAAAGAUAGGUUAUGACUCAUGUUGCGCGGGCUCUGGUUCUUGCUUGUGUUUCCUUUUUUUAGUUCCAUGCUUUGCCAGACAAGUUAUCCAGGUUGUUCUGCAGUAGUGUAUUACUACUCCCCAUUAUCUGGGUGACCAACAAUUCUGGGAGAAACGAUGAUUAAAUUCUAACUCAAUGUGUUAGCCAGGUUAUUAGCAAUUUAAAAGGUGAUAGUUAUAUGGGAUCAAAGGGUAAAUUCCAAGGACCCUCAUUGCUGUAUGGCUGUGCUACCUCAGAGUUAGAUUACUGCCCUUUGUAGCAAGCUGAUGCAGAAAGAAGAUAUUUGACUUUAUUACUUGGAAUCCCAUUGGUGAGUAACUGAAGGUGCAGGAAUUUGCAAUUGUUUUCCAACAGAAAGAUGACUCUGGUCAGAGCUCUCCUUGACAGGGAAGUGUUUUAUAAAUGCUGGAUGUUACAGAGGAGGAGAUGUUGCAGUGCAUCACCUCCUUUAGAAAGCUUUAAAAACAUCUUACACAUGGGGGUUGGUUCCUAGGGUCCUGCUGGGAAGCAGGUUGUUGAAUUUGCAUCACAAAAGCACACCCUAGAUCUAGGGGGGGAGUAGCAAUGUCUCCAUUUGCACCAGGGAAUGAGAUUUGGAAGCACUGGGUUUCAGAAGCCCUUUGACUUGUCUUCAGCACCCUCCUUACCAAGAAGAAUCCACUAUUGCAUUUUUAACGUUCUCCGUGUAGUUACGGAAAAGAAAUUUCAGGAUGUAGACACCUGUCUCACAGCCUGCUAGCUCAAUAUCCCCUUUGCCUCUCUGUCAUAUCUUGUUACAGAUAUUUCUUUAACAAACUAGUAGAUUUCCUAGCUGAUGGCCCCUUACAUGGGUCACAUAAGCUAUAUGAUUGCUUAUCCUGGUGCCUCUCAUCUGUUCUCUCUAAACACUGAGUGCACUAGAAAGGAGCUUUAAAAGGGUUUGAUCAACCAGCCCCCUCAACCAAAAAGUGCCAUCCAAAAUUAGCCUCUUGAUCUCUAAAUUUGCAGCCUAGACUACUUGACGAUGGCCAUUUAAAUUUGGAAGUAAGACUGUUAAAGGUCAGUGAGUGAGGCUUAGGAAUAUAAGCCACAGCUGAUACUAGAUACUCUUCCUGUAACUGGCUUACUAAAACACCCCGAAACAGAAAUAAAUCCCCAGAGCGCUUAUCCAUUUAUGGUUGUGGCUUUGCAUUUCAAGGUGGGGUGUGCAUGCUCCAUCUUAAACACACAGCCUUUAUCGCCUAUUUUGUAGGCAGCUCAAGCUCCAGGAGUGCACAUUGUUGCUGCAGCAGCAGAUCACCAGGUUCUUUGCACACCACACGAAAAUAAAGCAUCCAUACCUCUUGGGACUUGUCUGACAUAAUGGGAUAAAAAUUUAGAUUAAUCCUUAAAUGGCAGUGAUUUAUUAUCUGUUCUGUGAGGGUUUCCCUAUUCCUGGCCUUAUGUAUCUAAGUUUGUAGAAGUCCAUGCUCUUUGGGGGAUGUAUUAUAAAAUUCUUACCUGUGCUAGGCUUCCCUGUAACAUGAACAUAGUAGAUACUACAGAAAGGUGCUGUAAACUAAGUGAGCUGGUCCCCUCAUUAAUUUUUAACGGCCUUGUUUACCCCUUGGGCCAGCAGUUUGACCAUCUUUUGAGAGUGAUUUCUUAGGUCCUCUUUCACAGUGGUCUGAAAUGCACUAUUUUCUUUUUCAUCAUGUGCUGUUCCCCUAGUGCUGUUCUUUGUAUGCAGUAGAGCUUCCUGCAAGCCUCUGCUUCCCUGGGUGUAGCGGACAGAUCCUUAGACCAAGAAUCAGAGGAACAGGUUCUACUCCCAGCUCCACCCCUUUCCAGCCGUGGGAACUUAGACAAGUCACUAAACCUGUCUAGUGCAUCAGUUGCCCCUAUCCAUAAAGCAGGGAUUAGAACCCCUGCCCGUCAGCCUCUCAGAAAUGUAGUGAGCGUUGAACAAGAUAGUAAUGGAUGGGGAAUUGUAAGUUCUCUUCAAACUGAAAAUGCCUAGGACUCUAUGACUGUUGUAUGUUGAACCUAAACUCCCAGGACACUGGCCAGCAUUUGAGUACCAUAGUGUCCUCAUGGAGAGCCAAAUGGCAACAUGAGAAUUUCAGUUAGACCUGAUUUGAAUAUAGUCAAGUGCGAGUGGGAGACAUUCCUUUUACCAUAAUAAACAUUUGUCAGAUGGAAAGCUUGGUAUCUGGAUCUUAGCCUUUUAAGCUUUAUCUAAAAUUGAAAAUGCACAUUGCCAUAAUGAGCGGGUGCUCUUAUUUCACAGAUUACUACGACUAACAGCUACCAUUAUUGAGUAUGUAGAAUGGACUGGACUUCAAGGCAGAACACCUUACAUGGAAUCAUCUCUCUGACGAGGGCUACCUCCUAUUCUGUCCCCUUUCCAGGAGCCCCUGUAGGGACAAAGGCUCACACUCCUAUGCUGCAUCCCUACAGAUUACGUUAAUCAUCAGUCAGCUGUUACUUCUUUCAAAUCUACUUUUGAGCAGUGGUGUUAAGGAAGAGGUUGUCUUGAUUUUUCUUUUUAAGCAGAGGUAUAAGGCUACAUGGAAGAAAACCAUAAGAAAUGUUCAUUACAAUGAGAGCAAGUACAUAUGCUUGUUUUAGUUUUUGAAUUUCUCAAAAUGCUCAGGAAGACUUUCAUAUCCAAUAGAUUAAUCACAGCUGCAAAAAUAACCAACCAAAUAAUUAAACUACUCCAUCCCAGGUGGUUCGGUUUGGGUGGGCACAAACUAAUGCCUCUUCCUCAGCUGAGUUCUUUGACAUACUCAUCGCUCUGUCCAGUUUGCUUCACCUUUAUUGAAUUCUCGGGGUGGUGGCACUCUUAGAGUGCACAGCUGGAAAGCUGGCUUUGGUAGAAAGCCAGAAGAAGAAUAGGAAGGGUGUGAAGUAGAAAUGUCAGGGCUCCACCUGUGGCUCAGCUCUGUGCUGCUCUUGUUCCUGUGCUUGACUGACAAGCCUUUUCUUCCUUGGGCUGUUUGCAGACCUUAUCAGAGGACGAGGGACUUCCAGUUCUUCUGUUAAUCUAGAAACUAUUUGCAAGCCUAUUCAACUAUAGACCAUGAUUAGAUUAAUCUUAUUACACCUAUAAAGGUAUUUGUUUUUCCUCCAUUAAAGAAAAUUGUUGUAAACUGGACUUGGCCCGUUUGGUCACUUGCAAUUAUUAGGUUGUUUGGUGGCCUUCAGUAGGUGGAGGUGGGUGAGGGCUGUAGCUGUCCUCUCCCCAACUUCACUAGGUGGUACUUUACACUAAAAUCAGAUUUUGGACCAAUUUCUGCGUCAUUCCUGUUUACAAACAACUGGGCACCAGAACAGACAUCCUUGUAACAAUCAACCUGUCUUGUAAGCUUGAAAAAGUCCCAACUCUGUCCUUUCGGGAACCCAACAAUACCUUAUAUGAAAGGGUUAUUAGAUGUGAAUCCAGCAAUAUUCCAGCAUAUUCAGUGUCAGAUGACCUGAUUGUGUUUAACUUGUAGACACAGAACAGGUUAGUAAUCUGGGAAUCUCAGGGAUAAUGGGCUUGCUAGAGUCUUACACCCUGUUCGUGGAAGGGCUCGAGUGCCCUACAGUAGUUGGGUCAAUCCACAUGCCUUUAACACCACUAAUUUGGCUAUUGAAAAUAGUAGCUUAUUAACAAAGUCUCUGAUGUUGAGCUACAGAUAAAGCUCUUGUGGUAGUAGCCUCUGAAGUGACUCGAGCUUUUCACAUGCUAACCAUCAAACUUAAAUGUUAACUAACCACUCCUAGAGUGUAUAUUAUGACUAAUUAACAUCUGCCAAAAUAAUUUAGAUUACACUGGAUAUGACAGAAGUUAUUAAGGAUUCCUGCACUGGAGUGGGGUAGAUGUAUUCACUGCUCUGAAGUCAACCCCCCUGCUGAAUAGAGUGUGACUGGCAUUUCUCCUUGGUGACAGCCUUUACCUUCUGAGUGGGGUGUGUGUAUGAGAGAGAGAGAGACAGACAUACUUAAAAUUUGCAGUUGAAAAUAAUUUUGCAGUUCACACAUACAAGAGAACCCUCACAUCUGCAAAUAUCUCACUAUUUCAGGCUUAUUUCAUUAGGUUUGCUUUAACGUUAUCUCUGCAAAAAUGGUUAGAGGCAGGAACAGAGGGGCCAUAUUUACCUUGACAGAUGAAAGAUGUAAAAUAUUAGGUUUAUUUCUACUAUAUUUCCAUUAUUAGUUUAGUUAUUCUUUAUUCAAGUUUCGGCUUGAUUGUGGAGAUUUGGAGCUGAGUAGACUGGAGUAAAAUAAGAUGUCAGAAAUUCAGAUGACACUAAAUGUCUUUUUAUCAUACAUUAUCAACGGAAACCAUGAUGUGGAAAUUCCUUCUAUAUGUCACGGAAAAGGAAACGACCAGGGAUAAAUAAAAGGAUUCUCCAUUCCGAUCUUGGGAAUAAAUCCCAUCAGUCCAUUCCCCAGAAUUCUCAGCAGUGUGUGGGGGCCAAGUCCAUGAUGUGUGUCAAAAUAUACACCCCUCCACACCAAAAGUUUCUAGUUAUAUUCUGUAUUCUUUUCCUCUAGCUGUGAGGUUUAGGGAUAAAUGCCUGAGUUUCAAGGGAACAGAUGUUGUGAAUAUUUAUGGAAAAUAGCAAUGUCUCCAUGAAUUGAAAAUGGGCAGGCCCUGUCCUCUCAAUGCUCCCAUUCGAGAGCUACUUUGUUUACAGUUGCCACUUGCACACGAUUUACACAGGAGACAUGUCAGCUGGAACCAAGGAGAUAAAUUCUUAUACUUAAAAUUAUUAGUAGAUUAUAACUGCCAUCCCAAACAAUCUUCAAUAAACAAAACCCAGCUUUCUGAGAUAGUUGACUCUUUCGCUCCAUCUAGAGGUGGAAGACCAAAUGGUUGCCCUCUUGAGGUUUUCCCAGCCCUGCCAUUUACCGUUUUAUGACCAGGUGCCCUAUGGCCCAGGAGGAUCCUUGGUAACAUGGCCUAAACUGGUUGUAUUUAUUGUCAUGGCAUGGGAUUGGACUAUGAAAGUUGAUUAGAGGAGAGCUUGAGGGAAAGCCUCCCUGGGAAUCCAGAACAUCAGAUUUGCUACACUGGCUUAGCACUGGGGCCCAUCCCGCUACAAAUAUGUAUGACAGCCAAAAAGAGAUGUUUUAUGUUUCUCCUCCAGAGGUUAGGAAUGUACUUCAAACAUUCACAGUGUCCUUUAGUAACUCACAGGGGAUCUGUGAAGCCCAGGGUUGCACGUGAUUUUCUAAGUGAAGGAACACCAUUGUUUUGGUUUUCAAUAUUCUUUCCAAUAACGACCGGUAUUUCUUUUAAUCCGCCCUAACACAUUGAUCAGGCUAAAUUAAAUUCCUCUCUUAAGCUGUGUUGACGGCUCAGUAUCCAUCCUAUUUUAACUACAGGCAGCAGUAUUUAGUCCUAAAUGCAUUAGUUUGCACUUGCUCACACUGUGGCUCAUUUAUGCCUCUGCUUUUUCACGUGGUCCUAUGAGAAUUUAUCAUGUAUAUUCGGCUGAGCACUUCAAUACCCAGAAGAGCAUUCGGCAUCUUAGGUUUCAUUGUGUACUUGAAAUUCCAAGUCCUUUGUAGAAAAAAAUGUUAAGUAGCUGGUGUUGCUACUGGAUCCCUAGAUUAUUCCACUUGUCCAUCCCGAAAAGUUCCUGUUUAUCCUCUGCCUUCUGUUUCUAUUUUUAAGCCAAUGCUUUAAGACAUAACAUCUGCCGCAGCCUGUUCCCUCUCCACGUGGUCUUAACCUCUUAGCUUCUUUACUUCUCACUUUCACCCCUGUAAAUUAGUACUCUCUACCUCCCAGGGGUUUUAGGGAGGGAAAAAUAGGAUGUUUAAGGGUUGUCUUCAAGAGAGGUCCUACUUUUAGAGUGAUUUUAUAAACGCCUCUUGGCUUAGAAAUGAGAAACUCUAUAGCUAUUAUUUUUUUCCUAUUCUUGUUUAGCUAUUUUUAUUUCUGAAAAGUGAUCUCUGUCUAAAUAAUGUUUUUACUCUGGUUUUGACUUUCUUCCCAUUAACCCUUUUCUCACUAACUCCUACCUUACCCAUGCUCUGAACUUUUUACGUACAGAGCCAGAACGAAUUCUCUCCCAACAAAUCCCACAUAGUUUUACUUCCAUCAUGGAGCAAGUUAAUGUCCUCUGUAAAGAGACAUCUGGCUAAUGAUCUCAUUUGGCCCUGGCAAGAUCUCACCACGUGCCUUGGUUCUCCCUGUAUAAACUGAGGUUAGUUCUGCUAUUUCACAGCACAUGGGUGUUGUGAGUCCUGACUAAUAAAUAGUGAAAAGCAUUUUGUAAAUGCCCUGUACCAUAUAAAUGCAUAGUGAAUAAUCUGGAGAGUCUUCAAGGAGAAAUGUGUUCUUGUGUAGCUCAAUUCGCCUAUUUUUAAAAGAAAUAUUUUACUAACCUGUUUUUUUUCUUAAGUGAAAAUUAGUUUCUAGUCAUUUGAACUAUUUUUAUUUUGAUGUAUAGGAAUAAAUCAAUAGUAUAUAUUCUUGCUUGUCAGAAAACACCCAAGUUGUAUUUUAAGUGUUAAAACUGAAAGGGUUGCAUAACAAUGUAGUGGAGCAGGGGGAGGAUUCUAGCUCAAAUGUGGUGAAAUAGAGAACUAUGAAGAUUAGCUGUGAUUUUGAGAUUGUAUUAUAAAUAGUAGAUGUUAAUGUAGUUGUUUUUUAGAUAUUCUUUAUUUUUGAGUUACCAGAAAUUGUCUUUUAUUUUUGCAGUUUUGAACUAUAUCGUUCCUGAUGUGUUUUGAAUAAAGUUUUUAUCAACUAAA